This is a messenger RNA of Rhopalosiphum maidis (corn leaf aphid), 2437 nucleotides long. Its product is annotated as U3 small nucleolar RNA-associated protein 6 homolog. The transcript has 10 exons. Gene Ontology annotation, cellular component: Pwp2p-containing subcomplex of 90S preribosome; small-subunit processome. The coding region runs from base 1 to 1773 and encodes 590 amino acids. Gene Ontology annotation, biological process: maturation of SSU-rRNA from tricistronic rRNA transcript (SSU-rRNA, 5.8S rRNA, LSU-rRNA). The record is from RefSeq and is a predicted model, not a curated record. Gene Ontology annotation, molecular function: snoRNA binding; protein binding. Lineage: Eukaryota; Metazoa; Arthropoda; Insecta; Hemiptera; Aphididae.
AUGUCAGCAGAUGAAGUGGAAUCUGAAGUUCAUUUCAUGAAAACUUAUAGUAUAAUAAAAUGGGACGAAAUAACAAAGCUAAAUAAUGAUCGUAAAUCGCUUACCCAGAAAGUUUCACUUGGGUUGGCCACCAGAGAGGAAUUUUUGAAACAAAUAAAAGUUGAAUUAAAUAUGCUGGACACGUGUCAACUUAAAAUUGAACAAGAAAUGAAAGAAAACAAUACCGAGGAUAUAAACACUGAAAUACUUACAAUUUUAUCAAAUCGUAUAAAUGAUAUGUAUAACAAUAUGUUUUUACUGUUUCCUGUUGAAAAGACUUCACUGUCAGAAUAUAUUGAGUUUUGCUCAAAUAAUACAUUAUUUAUUACUAAAUGUAGUAACAUGUUGGAUACACUCAUGUUGAGAUACCAUAGUGACCCUGAAGUGUAUAUUACUGCAGCGACAUAUGAAUUUGAUGACCGAAAUAAUGUUGAUUCAGCUAGAAGAUAUUUUGCAGAAGGAUUGAAACAUCAUGAAAAUUGUAAAAAUUUAUAUGUAGAAGAGUUUUGGGUAGAAGUACAACAUUUAGAAAAGACUGAAGGUGCCUCACUUCCAAUUGCCAUUGAAAAAUACAGAAACCUAAUAAAACGUUUUGAGGGUGAUAUUGAAUUUCAUUUUAUAUUAUUGGACAGAGCAAUAAAAUUAAGUGCAGUUAGAGAACUACAAUGCAAUGUAGUCAGAGACAUGAUUAAAAAGUAUCGACAUAGUGAACUAAUGUGGCAAAAAUUAGCUAAAAUUCAUUUUGAUGGUUUUAUCUACCAUCAGGAAACUGAACAAUUACACUAUGAUAAAAAUUAUAUUAAUGGUAUUAGAAACUGCAUUAAAACCUAUGAAAACGGAUUGAAAGAAAAUCUACCACUAGAAAAUAAACAUAAGUUAUGGAACUUUUAUAUUGAUCAUAUUAUAGAAAUUCGUAAAUCUUAUCGCAUGAAAAAAGAAACUAUCAGAAAUUUUAUGAAUGAAACAAUGGAGCGAGCUUUUCAAGAAGCUCACGAUAAUAGGGCAUUAUGUAAAGCUGAAUAUUACAUUUAUUGGACUGAAAACACAAAUAAAGACUGUUAUAGGAUUAUGAAACAAGCAGUUAAUGUGAUAAAAGAUAGUGUUGAACUCUGGUUUAAUUUAAUAUCGUAUUAUUUAAGCAAUGACAGUCUUGAAAUGGGUAUUGAAGCUUUUCAAGCCGGUGUUCGGGCUUUAACAAAUAAAUCGAUGCCAUUAUGGGAAAUUCUUAUUUUAUAUAUGGCAAACACUCAUCCAAAAUUGCUCCAACAAUUAUACCAAGAAGGCUCAUAUUAUCCAUUUCCUGAAGUCAAUUGUAUAGUCAGGCCUGAAUAUUUGGAAUGGAAUGUAGUUCAUAAUGGAAUACUUUCAACUCGUGAAUUGUUCAACAAACUUAAAAAUGUAGAACCAGAAUGCAAACAGUUGUAUAAGUCUAUGAUUUCAUUUGAACUCACUCAGAACGCAGGAAUUGCUAAAUUAGGUUCUAUUAGAAAAUUGCAUAACACUUUAUGCAAUUCUUUUGGUGCAACAGAUAUUGAUGUAUGGAUUGACUGCAUCCGGUUUGAGUACAUGUAUGGUUCUCGCAAAUAUGUAAAAGAAGUUUAUAAGGCAUCAUUGAAUAACUUGAAUUCAAAUUUAAAGAGUGGUAUGGUAGAAGAGUUUGAAAAAAUUAAAGAGGAAUUCAAAGAUUAUGAUCCAAAAGAUGGAGGAGUUAUUGUUAUUGAUGAUGAUGAAUAAUUUUCUAGUACAUUUAUAUUUAUGUUCUUCAGUUACUACUUUGUUCACAUUAUUUUUUUUUCUGAUGUUAAGUUAAUGUAUGUUUAUUAUUUGUAAUUAAUUUUGCCUAUUUUUUAAAUGGCAUAUGCAUAAAUUGACAAUAUUAUUUUUAUUAUUAAUCGGUCAGGAUGCUAAGUGUAGCCAACAAUGUGUUCAUAAUAGUAUAAUAUAAUUAAUAUGACUAUAUUAAUGAUUUACUAUGAAUAUUUUUAUAAAGUGUAGCUUGGAAUCAAAAUAAAGUACAAAUUUAAUAAUAAAAAUAGAUGUAUGUUUCUAUUUUAUGUAUAAAUGCAACGUAUAUUUUGAAGUUAAAUUUUUUUUUUGAUAAAUUAAUACUUUUCACUUCAAACUAUAGACUUUUACAGAAAUAAAUUGAUAGAGAGAAGAAAUCUGGUUAGCUCAAUACUGUCAGAAAGAGACACGUCUAUGUAUUCAAACCUAACAAGUGUCCUACGUAAAUAUGAUGAGUAUGUGAUUUAUAAUCUGAUUGUGUGUUGUUUUGCCACACUACGAUGUAAUGAAAUUCAAGCUCUUUUGUAUUUUUCUGCAUUCAUGUUUGACAGUUAUCUCUAAUUUUUUUUAUUUAGUAUUAAAAAUAGAAAUGCAAUGUAUAUAAUAAACUAGU